Molecule: messenger RNA, 1906 nt
Organism: Cucurbita pepo subsp. pepo (vegetable marrow)
Lineage: Eukaryota; Viridiplantae; Streptophyta; Magnoliopsida; Cucurbitales; Cucurbitaceae
Source: RefSeq, a predicted model, not a curated record
AAGUUUUAAAACUAACAUCUUGAUCAUUCACAAGAAGAGGCCAUCACUACCAGUCACUGAACUUAUAUAUUACGCAUAUAUGUAAAAUAAAAACUUUGUCCCGUUGUAUUGUUUUGGGACCUCAGAAGACUCGCCUUACUCCUUGUUAUUCACUAAAUAUGAUUCUAAACUUAAUUACUUUUCAAUCAUCCUGAAAAUGGUGAUUGCAAGAACUGAAAGAUCAUAUUCAAAGUUCGGGUUUGUUCGAGUCUCCGAUCCCUACUCUGUAGCAAAUAUUGCACUGCAAAUACAGCAGUUUAAGCAAAUGAUCGAUGAGGUCGGGCCAACUUAGUAGCGCUCAUUUGGGUGAGCUGUGGAGUCUAAAGUUGAAAUGGAGUUUCUAGGUGUGUAGGGAAAAAUUUUACGUAGUUCCCGUGCCACCACAAUGGCAUGACAUCAAAAGAGUGACUAGAACCUGUCCCUAACAAGCUCGAAAGAUUCUUCAAAUAGCUUUACCCGGUUCAAAAAAAGAGAUACUAAAAGAACCUGGAAGUCGUCCAUUUCAUCUUCUCAAUCGAAAGUUUAGGAGGGUGAAGUAAAAAGAGCCUUAUAGUUUUUUCAAUCUAAGAUGAACUAAGAGGUAGAGGCAGACGCAGUCUUCCUACUUUGCUUGAGACCCCCUUGCUUAGUUAGAGAAAGAGAUAAGAGGUGUUAGGUGCUAUGACAAAUAAGAAGUGGACAUCUGUAUUAGGACCAAGUGAGUUCAGCUAAACGUUGAUUGACUGGCAUCGGUAGUGUAGCACUUACGGAAGCCUCCCUUUGACAAAACUUAACAUCCCACUUCGUUGGAGUUCUUCAACCAAAUCAUCAUUCUUCAUAAUAAACUCAACCAUUUCAUUCAUUCUUCUCUAUUCCACACCUCUGAAUUUACACUCCCCUGUCAAAAAUGGCUACCAAUCCCUCCAAAGCCUUGCUUCUGGCCUUGAUCUCCAUAGCAACAGUUCUAAUCCAACCCCCGACUCUUUUAUGUGAUGGCGAGGAGGAGAAAUAUAGAAACUGCAACUCAUCACUGAAGUGCCUCACAUAUCCAAAUCUCGGCUAUCCUUUCUGGGGUUUGAAUCGACCUGAUUACUGUGGCCAUCCAAGUUUUGAGUUGAGUUGCAGAGAAGAAGCUCUAGAAAUUGCAAUCAACUCCAUCGCCUAUCGGAUUCUCGAGAUCAAUACCAACACACACACUCUGAGGGUAGUUAGAAAAGAUUACUGGAACAAUAUCUGUCCACAGUCCUUGAAGAACACCACGUUUGACUCAAACCUCUUCUACUACAGCUCAAACACUCAGCCCCUAAAGCUACUUUAUGACUGCGCAUCCUUGCCCGUUGGUUUGCCUGGCCAGUUUCGUUGCAACAUAAACAGUACAAAUUAUGUUAAUCUCAUCGUAACCCAGAAUUCCGAGGCUAGGAAUAGCUCAAACACGAUGAAGUGCAACCAUAGCGUUGAUGUUGCAAUCUCUAGAUCAAUGAUGCAAAGUCUACAGAGCAAUCCAAGUGAGCUAAACCUAAAAGAAGCUCUUGAAACUGGAUUUGAGUUGCAGUGGAGGAUAGACAAUAGAGUGUGUUAUGAGUGUCAUGAAUCAGGCGGGCAGUGUGGUUCAGACCCAAGUUUGGGUGAAUUCACUUGUUAUUGUUUGGAUGGAGCUUUCAAAACCACUUGUGGAUCAACGCCUUCAGGUAUGUAUGAUUCAAAUCCUUUUCAGGGUUUUUCGAUUCUUCUUCGUAUAGAGUUAGUUCAUCCAGAUGCUAAGUUGAUUCAAAUAAGCAUCCAACUAGAUGUUCCUCCACUUCCCAUUAAUUCUCCCACGAACUUUGAAAUGAUUUCUAUUUCCUAGAACAAAAUCCUAAAUCUGUGUACGAUAGAUAUAUUUCAAGGG